CUCAUUCUUUUCAAACACGUGUUUACGUGAUGCUCUCGUGUGGGAGCAAAUUUUCAACAAAAAGUAGUGAAAAUAAAUCAAAAUGAGUUUGUACAACUUUAAAAAGAUAGCUGUAGUCCCUACGGCAAAGGACUUUAUAGACAUAAUAUUGUCCAAAACACAACGGAAAACUCCUACAGUAGUACACAAGCACUACAAAAUUUCAAGGAUACGCGCGUUUUAUAUGCGCAAAGUUAAAUUUACGCAACAAAAUUUCCACGAUAGGUUAUCACGGAUUAUACAGGAAUUCCCAAAAUUAGACGAUGUCCAUCCCUUCUACGCAGAUUUGAUGAACGUACUGUACGACAAAGACCACUACAAACUUGGUCUUGGACAGCUAAACACUGCCCGCCAUCUCAUAGACAAUGUGGCCAAAGACUACGUCCGCUUGCUCAAGUACGGAGACUCUUUAUACCGGUGCAAGCAGCUCAAGCGAGCCGCGCUGGGCCGGAUGGCCACCAUCAUGAAGAGGCAGUCGGCUAACCUGAGCUAUUUGGAACAGGUCCGCCAACAUUUAGCCCGUCUGCCGUCCAUCGACCCCUACACUCGGACCAUCAUUAUAUGCGGAUUCCCCAACGUAGGAAAGUCCAGUUUCAUUAACAAGAUCACGCGAGCGGACGUAGAAGUGCAACCAUACGCGUUCACGACAAAGAGUUUGUACGUGGGACACACGGACUACAAGUACUUGAGGUGGCAGGUGAUAGACACACCCGGAAUAUUGGAUCACCCGCUAGAGGAGCGCAACGUGAUCGAGAUGCAGGCUGUGACCGCACUCGCGCAUCUUAGGGCCGCGGUCCUGUACUUCAUAGACCCCUCCGAGCAGUGCGGGCACAGUAUUGAAGAGCAGAUAUCCCUGUUCGAGAGCAUAAAGCCACUGUUCAGCAACAAGCCCCUGAUCGUGGUCAUGAACAAGUCGGAUGUGGUGACGCCCGAGCAGCUGCAGCCGGCCAAGAGAGCGCUCAUUGAGGAGCUGGAGAGGACCUGCGCUAAGGGGAACCUGUCCAUCGUGCCAGUAAUGCGAAUGUCCACUCUGACGGAGGAAGGUGUGCAAGAGGUCAAGAUCGAAGCCUGCGAGCGGCUGUUGGGACACCGCGUCACCGAGAAGAUGCGGACUAAGAAGGUGGACGGAAUCCUCAACCGCCUCCACGUGGCCGUCCCCUCCCCGCGCGACGGGAAGGCGCGUCCCCCCGUCAUACCCCCCUCCGUCCUGCUCAAGAAACAACAGCAAGCGGAGAAAGAGAGCCGCAAGAGAAAACUGGAGAGAGAGAUAGAACUUGAGCAAGGAGACGAUUAUGUGUUGGACCUACAAAAGAACUACACGGACAUCGCGGAGGAGGAGCGCCACGACCCCAUCCCGGAGUUCUGGGAGGGACACAACAUCGCCGACUACAUCGACCCCGAUAUCUUCGACAAACUGGCCGAGCUAGAGAAAGAGGAGGAAUUGCGGGAGGAAGGAGGCAUGUACGCCGUGCCCAAGAUAGAGCUCGACGAGACCAUGAAGGAGAUUCGCGACCUCGCCAGGCAGAUACGCAACAAGAAGGCGAUCCUCAAGGACGAGUCUCGCCUCACCAAGCAGUCCACCAAACCCGUCAUGCCUCGUACAAGCCGCGCGCGCGCCCGCGACCGAUCCACCGGGAAACUCAGGGAAGAGAUGGAGAAACUUGGCGUGGACAUGUCAGAGACGAAAGAAGCGAACUUCACCAAGACAAGAUCACGCUCGCGCUCGCAAUCGGCCGUCGCGGCGAAACGCGCCAGAAUGGAAUCAGAGUCGCGCACGCGUUCCGUCAGCCGCCCCGCGCGCGACGAACAGGGAGUCAAGCCUGGCGUUAUGGCGAGAAAAGCCAAGAAUAUGGCUCACGUGGCGAUUGCGAAGAAAACCAAGAAAAUGGGUCUCAAGGGAGAGGCCGACCGCUUCAUCGGGACCAAGAUGCCCAAGCAUCUGUUUGCGGGCAAGCGCGGCGUCGGCAAGACGGACCGACGAUAAUUUGGAAAUUAUACACGGAUGUAGACUUACGUAUACAUGUAGAUACCCAAAUAAAGUCGGCAGUUUGGGAACUAUACGUGCAU
This is a messenger RNA of Ostrinia nubilalis (European corn borer), 2106 nucleotides long. RefSeq names its product nucleolar GTP-binding protein 1 (gene Non1). Lineage: Eukaryota; Metazoa; Arthropoda; Insecta; Lepidoptera; Crambidae. The record is from RefSeq and is a predicted model, not a curated record. The coding region runs from base 83 to 2023 and encodes 646 amino acids. Gene Ontology annotation, cellular component: nucleolus. Gene Ontology annotation, biological process: ribosomal large subunit biogenesis. The transcript has 15 exons. Gene Ontology annotation, molecular function: GTPase activity; GTP binding; RNA binding.